UCAAAAAUGGCGGCCAAGUCAAAGAAGCGGCAGCGGCUGUCUAAAAUUGAAAAUAAAUUGCUAAAAUUGGAAAAAUUGGAGCUUAAAGACGUGUUCUGUUCGAUUUGCCAUUCUAUUCUAGUGGAACCUGUAACAUUGCCAUGUUAUCAUGACUUCUGUUUAAGAUGUUUUAAUGGUAGCGUAGAAAAUAAUGCUUUAUGUUGUCCUCUCUGCCGCUUACGAAUUGGAUCUUGGCUUCGAACCGCAACAAAACAAAAGAAUUUGGUGAAUGUUGAUCUUUGGAAUUUCAUUAAAUUUAAGUUUUCAAGGGAAAUUGACAUCAAGACUAAAGGAGAAGACAUUCAUUUGCCUGAAGAGCUACCACCUGCACCACAGAUUAGUGCACCAGGUGAAAUCAGAUUAGAAUAUGAAAAUGAGUUAAGGAGGUUGAGAGCAGAAAGACUGGAGCUUGAACAGAAACAUUUACAACAAACAGAAUUAUUGAUUAAAAAAAUUCAAGAAGAAGAGGAAGAAGCUCAUAGAAAGUAUUUAGAAGCAGUUAAAAGAGAUGAACUUUUAGCUCAGGAAAUGCAACAUGAACAAAAUAUUAGUACACCUGCGACUGCAGUUCGAGAAAGAACAUCUUCAAGAAAACAGAGUCUGAGAUCUGUGACCAAACCCCGACUCAAAGCAACAAAGAUCGAUGGCUACCUUUCCAAAGUCAAGGCGACAAUAGUUAAAGAUAGUCCACUUUUAACCGAUGAUAAUACAAGUACAGACAAUUCUACUCCUAAAGAACCUUCAGUACAAUGUAACAACGGUGGAUCCCCUGAAUUGAUUCCAAGUUAUGGCAAAUCACUCAAAAAUUUUCUCAAUAAGAAAAUGGAAUACAAGUCUAAUAUUUGGAAUAAAGAAAAUGGGGAUAGUAUUGAAGAAAAGAAAGUGGAGCCAGAAGUGUUAAACAGUAAAGAAGAUGAACACCAGGAUAAAACAAACACAAAGUCUAAUGCACCACAGUCAUUAUUAGUAUCUCUUCCCUUGCCUCAGUCAGGAAUACUCCAACAAAAAUCUAUCGAAAAUAGGAGUAUAGAAACAGGAAGUGUGGACUCCAUGAGGCAAGAGUUAUGUUACUUCAAACCAAUAGAAGCAACAACACCAACUGGCUUUACUGUAGGAAAAGGUUUGCCAUUAAGAAUACCUAGUGUGCGAGCAGAGCAAGAGUCUUCCUUUCCUGGUUAUGUCACAGCUCCGACUCAAGACCAGUAUUUAGAGGGACUAUGCCGACUUCGACAUCUAUCCAUAGCAAAAAACCUCCCUUCUGCGUUUGUAGUACUACUAAAUGGUUAUACUUUUAAUAAGAACCAUAUUAAAUGUGAAACGAAUACUCGACAAAGGGUCAAGAAACAUGGAGUCAUUAAUUCUCAGACUGCACCAAUACUACCCGUUAAAAGAUGUGCUCCAAACAGAAGCAAACCUACGGGACUUCAAACAGACGGCAUCAUGAAACAAAAACCAGAAAAGAAUUUGAAGCGAAACUUGCGACGAACUAGGUCUAUGGGAAGUAUGUCUAAAGAUGAAAAUGAAACCACGCCUAAAAAAGCAAAAUUAAAAGAAAGGAAAGUAGCUUCAGAGCGAAGGCCAUAUUUGAGAAGUGAUUCCAAAAAAUCAAAUGCCAAAAAAGAAUUUGAGUGUCCAUCGCCAAUUCCCGAGACUAUAAAUAACAAUAAGAUAAAUUUAGCCGUAAAAAACUUGUCUAGUCCAUUGAAAAAUUGUGAUCUAAAGAAUAUAGUGAAUGAGCAACUUAGGAUUGAAAAAUUAAUAGAACAAGAGAAGAAUGAUCUUGAAAUAGCGCGUAAAAUAGAUGCGGAGUGGAACAGCAGAAGGCAUCUUCGGCGUGCGCCCGUCAAGCGCCAAGUGACUCUCAGCUACGCCCUCAGGCCCGCUAAGAAAUUAAAAGUAUAAUUUUGGCAUGGAAGAAAUCGUCAACUAGGUAUAUAGCAUAAACGGUCUCAGUAUUCGUCUAUUGCAUUAUUUAGUCCAAAUCGAGUCAAUCAGGUGAUUCAUUAAUUGCGUGGGAAACCCAUUCAUAUAUAAUAUUACAGUGUAAAUGUUGUAUUAAAUCAUAUGACAGCUAAUAAAUACAAAUAUAUGUGUGAAGAUUGAGAUUAAUCUUGCCUUUGUCAAAUGUAUCGUUCAUUAUUCAUAUUCUGUUACAUUGUACAUAUUUACUUUAGUAUGUAAUUGUAACGUGUAAAAGACUUUAUUCCGUAACAAAUGAUUUUACGGCCAUUAUUUGUAGCAAUAUGUGAUAAAAUUGACUUCAUCUUGUUAAUUAAACAAAAGCUAUCAAUGUUAUUACAUUCUAAGAUGAUUGCCUAAUAAUUAAAAGGUUGAUAUUUAUCUGAGAAAAAAACUACCAAGAGACUGACGUCACGCAAAUGUUAUUUUGUUUGUGACUUCGUUACUUUAGUCCACAAAAUUCAACUGUAAUUUAUUCGAUGGCCUUUUUCUAUCAGAGAAUAAUAAUGUAAUAAGCCUGAAAGUUGAAAUUUAUUCGAACAAUUUGCGAAGACCAUUUCUCUAAUCCCUGAUUAACUAACCGAAGUUUUAUAUAGUAUUUAAAUCUUAUUAUUUACUUAUUAUAACAUCCAUAUAAAUAUCAUCAUUCAUCAAUAUUUUGUUGGUAUACGGUUAGUGAUGGUUAGUUAGGGCUUAUUUUUGUACGUAAAUUACGAACUCCCUUCGGUUUUAAUUUAUUGUAUAAAGGAUCAGCAUUACCAGCCGCCCACUACAUCAAUUUAGGUAUGUCAUGUGCCAUAUUGGUUUCUGACUAAAUCAUUACUAACAUUUCCAAAAAUCUUAUAUACUUCAACAGUAGAGUAAGCCGCGCCACAUCGGUUCAUACCAUCACACCACGAACUAGAGAUAAACUACUUAUGUGAGCGAGUUUAUGAGGUUGAACCUCUAUAUAAAUGAAAGGUGGACCUCGAUAGUCAGUUUCGCCAGUUUUUCGCAUCAUUUUGCUCGCAAAAUUUAGCAGACUCAGGCCUGCAUUCUUCAGCCGGACAGCGCACAAGGAAAAUUUUUCUAUAUGUGUACAAAUUUAAAUAGAGUUGAUGGAUUUGAUAAUAAUUAAAAAUAGCUCUAUUUAUAUCUAUAAAUAUUUACCUAUUUGAAUGUAGACUUAUCGAGACAUCUGUUUCAAUGCGCUCAAUUGAUAUAAUCUUGAAUUAGUCUUGAAUCUCUAGAUUGUACUGGGUAAAAAGUUGUAAUAGAAAUUUAUCUUAAAUAUAAUGUCUAAAAUGUUAAACGUAGAAUGAUUACUGAGAGUGAAAACGUAUUCAAGCUCCAUCAGAUGACCGACUUAGAACUUCUUGAUGUUAAAAUAUUAUGUAUUUCCAAUAACAUUGAUCUCCGGUUUCUGAAACUGCUGAAGCUGGAAGAAGUGACUCUUAAAUUUUCAAUAACUUUGGGCAGAGUUCAAUGGCGUAGAAUGUUAAGAACUUUUCGGAACCAAUAGGAACUUUCUAAAACUAUCUCUCACAUAUGGAUACCUAAAGCUUAUGCUCGUAGGAAACGCACAGUGCGUUUAGGCAUUUGAGGUUUUACAUCACACUAAUUAUUAUAACUACUUAUCAAGCGAACUAGUCUAUACAGCGAAAGCGUUUUUUCUGUAAAGUUUGAUUGUUUAAUGUUGAUACACGUGUGGAAUAAGUACCUAUGUAUUGUUAUAGUUACUAUUAGUACUAUACGAAAUAUAUGUAAAUAAUAGGUGUAUAUAUUUUACCCAAAUAGUAAUAGGUAGGUACUUCAUGGUUCAGUCAUUUGAAUGAUAUUGCCAUGGAUCUCAUAACAUGUGAUGAUCUUGUGAUGUAACAAUUUGGAAUGUAACUGAUAAUGCUAUAUAUGAUAUGGUGCUCUUGAACUCAUUCUUAUCCAAAAAAAUCGUUUGCCUAAUUUUGGUAAAUGAAAAAUUUUAUGUCAAUUACAAUUAGCAUUUGUAAAACAAAUGCAGAUAGCAAUUUCAACUACAUAAUCUUUAAUUUAAUAAUUAGUGUUGCAUAUUCGAGUACCUAAGCAUUGAAAUUACUAUUGAAUGACACCUAUUCUUUUUGACUGUAUUUAAUCUUUAUACCUAUUUUCGUUGUAAAAUAUUUCAGAAUAAAAACCCAUGUACUUACGUGUA
Molecule: messenger RNA, 4165 nt
Organism: Amyelois transitella
Lineage: Eukaryota; Metazoa; Arthropoda; Insecta; Lepidoptera; Pyralidae
Exons: 7
Coding region: 7-1941 (644 amino acids)
Biological process (GO): double-strand break repair
Cellular component (GO): nucleus; site of double-strand break
Molecular function (GO): metal ion binding; ubiquitin-protein transferase activity; nucleosome binding
Source: RefSeq, a predicted model, not a curated record